This is a messenger RNA of Equus caballus (horse), 3905 nucleotides long. The record is from RefSeq and is a predicted model, not a curated record. NCBI's taxonomy places the organism in Eukaryota, Metazoa, Chordata, Mammalia, Perissodactyla, Equidae.
GCCCAGGUGUGGGCGGGGCCCGGCGAAGCGGUGGCCGGGCCGAGCCCAGGUCCACGCACGCCCCAGGCCCGCGAACAACGCGGAAGCGCGUCUGGCCCGCGGGCGGCGCGUGGGGCAGGUGUCUGGCCCCGCUCCUAGGCCGACUGCCUCGGCGGCCGCCCGGUCUGACGAGUCCCCCGCCCAGCGAAGGGGCGCCGGCCUGGGAGCCUCCUCCCGCCCUCCUUGCAGUCCAGCCUUUGCUCAGAGGGGCAGCGGGGCCAGAGCCGCCCCUCCAGGGCUCAUGGGCCCCCAGGGCCAGGGCCCCGCCGGCCCCGCCCCUCCAGGGCCCGUGGCGCCGUCGUGGGAACGCACAGGGGUCGAGGGGGUGGUCUUUGAGCCCCGCGGGAUGGAGGCAGAGUGUGGGCUGCAGCCAGUGGGCCGGGUUCUCUCUCGCUGCAGCCGGGCUGACAGUCCCGGUGGGGAGGGGGCCCGCCCUGAGGGUGCCAGGGACAAAGGGCCCUGAGGUUGCUUCCCUCCACCCCUUCGUGGGGCUCAGAGCCCUCCCGAGCUGCGGACACCUCUGCCUGGCCAGUCAUGCUGUCUUGCCCCCUGUCCCUGCUUGAGCUGAGAACUCAAGCCAGCUCAGCACCAGGAACCCCUCACAGCCUCUGUGCUGUCUGUGUGGACCAGUAGCGAGGGCAUUCAGAGCCUGCUCUGCCCUGACCGGACUGGGAGGUCAGUGGGAGGUCCUCCUGCCUGCCUGCCUGCAUCCUGCCGGGCACACGGGAGGCCCUACUUGAGCUAAAGUUGAAAGUCUGAAUGAAUGAAUGAUAGAUGAAUGAAGGUGGGGUGGGGUGGGCCGAAGGCUGGAGGGCACAGGUCUUGUGGGGCAAGUCUGGGACCUCACUUUUGUCCUGGGGCAGAGGGUCAUGGUUAUGGGGCUGUCCCCAGGGCUCCCUUCAGUGGCCCAGGUGGUGGAGAUGGAGCUGGGCAGGAUGAGAGGCUUCUGGCUGGGGGUUAGGUAGGUGGGCAUCAGCCACUGAGGGCAAAGAGCCUGUGGGAGGGACUGUGGGAGCCUUCCCCAGGGCUGAGUGGGUGACCAUGGGAGGCCAGGCUGGUCACUCUGUGGUCUCUGGGCCUGCUGAGGUUAGCUGGGCAGCAGCUCAGGCUCUUACAGCUUCUCCUUCAGGCUAGACCAGGAGGGUGCACUCAGGGCCCUGGUCUGGGGUCUCCAGGGGUCUGCCUGGAGGCUCCUGGCAACAAACAGCCCCUCCCCUUCUGGGUGCUGGUAUCCAUGGCAACGCUAUAAAGCCUUUCUCCUCCUAGGCCUGCUUGGACUUCAGGCUUCAGGUGAGUGUUGGGGGUAGGGCCCUGGGUCUGGGGGAACAUGGGUGUCCCGGGUGAAGGACCAGCACCUCUGGGGACCCUCUGCUUUAGGCUGAGGGGCAUGACCUCGGGUCCUGGAGGCCCCCCAAGAACAUCAAGAAUGGCCCCUGAGUCUCACCAGGAGACUGAAGAAGCCAAGGAAGAGGCUCUCCCAUUCCAGGGAGACCAAGAGCUGGUCAGUGGCCACCUGGGGCCUGCAGCCAGCACACCAGCAGGCCCAGUGGCCCCCACGUGCCCACAGGACACCAAGCCAAACUCCACACGGAUGGUCUCUUCUACCAACCCGAAGUUGGCCCCCGAGUCCCUGGACCCCCGCACCCUGCGGCUGCUGUGGGGGCAGCAGGAACUGGAGAUCCAGGCCCUGAGGUGGGCCAUCCAGAACAGCUGGGGCCCCCAGCACUGCCGCAUCCUGCAGGAGGUGGCCGGGCUUCCACCUGAGAGGAGUUUGUGCAGGCAGCAGAAGUUCCUGCAGAACCAGGUCCAGAAGCUGACUCUCGAGUUGAAAGAGCAGAAGGAACAGGCCCAGCUGGAGAAGGCUCAACUGGAGGAGCAGCUGCUGCAGACCAUGAACACAUUGCAGCAGAUGGAGGCUGAGCUGCAGGGCUUCCAGAAGUCCUGCCUCCUGCAACUGGCCCAGUCCUCCUGGGUGGGCCGCGUGCUGCGGUCUUCCACUGGCAGUGUGGAGGUGGUGACCGCGGAGACCCUAAUGGACUUCAGUGACUUCUCUGAGAACGGGAACAUCUCCGCUUCUGGGGAGGGUUUCCGGCUGGAGGAUGUGGACUGGAACAGCAUUGCCCACCGGUACCCCAACCUCUUCACCAGCAUGGAGUCCAACUUAGAUCAAAACAGGCACGCCCGGCCCCCACCGCCCCCCCAGCUCUCACCAGCCUCAACACCUGAGGAGUGGGGCUCAGAGCCGCGCAAGCACGGUGCAGAGCAUCGUCUCAAGAGCGUGGAGUGGAGCGCCUUGCCCUUGGUGGGCACCAGCAGCUCGGGGGGCUCCAUCUCUGAAUCCAGCAGUUCCCAGCAUCAUCUCAAGGCCAAGCAUCAUCUCAAGGCCAAGCAUCAUCUCAAGCAGAAGGUGACAAGGCCCCUGCCCCAGGCACUAGGUCAUGCUUCUGAGCAGCCUGUGGCGCAGGUGAGGAGCUGCAGCAGGGACUACCAGGCAGAGCCUGAAGGUGGUGGGGUCCUGGGGUCCAGCCAUCCCUCCUACCCCAGCUCUGACCCCGGGCACUGCUCGUCUCCUACGAGGACCUUUAGGGCGCUGCAAGCCAGGUCCAGCCUCACAAGAGAUAUCCCCAGUGGGCGCUCUACAUGGGGGUCCCACUCCGGGACAGGCGUCCUCUCCCUGGGUCUCCAGAAAACCGCCGGGGACUGGCAGGGAAAGACUGUCGUCGUCGUGCCGGAGUCCUUUGCAGGUCCCGACUCUGGGCAUCCCGGGCACCGUUGGAGCGCGUCGGGCUGCUGCCUGAAGAUCGUGGCCGUGAGCCGCCACGAGAGGUUCGUCCGCAUCCUCAACCAGUCGCUAGAGGAGACGGCCGACCUGGGCGGCUGCAUGCUGCAGCAGCUGGUGCGCGACUUCCCCGUGGCCACCUACCGCUUCCCGGCCGGCAUGCUGCUGGCGCCGCGGCACCACAUCACGGUGUGGGGUGAGGGGCCCCCCACCACUAAGAAGCAGCCGUCCUCUUUCUUGGGUGGGGAGCCCGUCCACUUCCACUCCAGCCGAAGCUGCGUUACUCUCCUCCUGAACCCCAAGGGCGAGGUCCUCACCGAGUACCAGCCCCCGCACUGCGUGACCCCCCACUCGAGGGUCUUCACUGAUAACACCGACUUGUCCAUCGACUGCUUCCCGCUCUCAGAGGCCGGGCGCGGGGCCGACCAGGGGGAGCAGCCGCGCCGGCCUCAACCCCCGCGCAAAGGCCGGGUGCGGGAGGCCCGGGCAGGGCGCAGGAGGCCCGGGACGCGGGUCCCCUUGCCGCGCCUAAGCAGCGGCAAGCUCUUCCGCCCGCGGGCUGUGCCUGCGCGCCCGGAGCGCACCGAGACCCACACGCCAGAGCUCCUGCCCGCCCUCCCGGAGGCCGGGGUGGGUCUCGAGAUCAGCCAGGCUAGGAAGGAGCCCAAGGUCCGGGUGUGCCGGAAGACCGUGGACCGGAGCUGCCCGAUGGUGGCGCUGUCUGUGCAGAGCACGGCCGAGAGCAGAUUCGGCUUCCGCUUCCUCCCCUGCCCGCCCAUCACCACGGACGGGUGCGGGUGGGUGUAGGGCGGCGCCGACGGGCAAUACAGGCUCCUGCGCUCGCCUGGCCGUCUCCGUGACUGCGCUGGCGGAGAGCGCAGGAUGUGGGGCGCCUGGGACGGAGGGGACAGCGAGGGAUGCGGGACACCAAGGGACAGAGGGGACAGCCCGGGGUGGGGGACGCCCGGGGAUGACGGAAGAGCGGGGAGGAAGUCGUGGGAGGCAGGCAGUGCCAGCUGCAUAAUUUAUUCAACCAACUUCACCUACAAAGUAAACCGCAUUCUGUACACCUGAGAGUCGAAAAUGA